AUGUCUGGCCUUCGCUGUCCUUUCUCCAAAAUAGUCGACUCGCAUCUCGAUGAGGAGGGAGCCCUUCGGAAAAUCUGGUUCAGCACCGAUAGCGCUAUGAAAACAGCUCAAGGUCCAGCCAUGUCCAGCCUGCGCUGUAUUUCUCCGCAAAUCUGGUUCUUCAAGAAGCAUGAGGAAGGCACUUCCGUCUCUCGAAAUACAAUACUUGACGUGUUAUGUCCAGGUCGUCGGCAUCUAUAA
This is a messenger RNA of Parastagonospora nodorum SN15, 240 nucleotides long. RefSeq lists its product as hypothetical. The record is from RefSeq and is a predicted model, not a curated record. The transcript is spliced from 2 exons. NCBI's taxonomy places the organism in Eukaryota, Fungi, Ascomycota, Dothideomycetes, Pleosporales, Phaeosphaeriaceae. The coding region runs from base 1 to 240 and encodes 79 amino acids.